GCAGUUCAGUUUGCUCUCAUCGCAAUCAGCUAAAGGUUUUGAAUAUCUCUGAACUAUGAAACUGUUGAUUUUGGUUUUCGUGUUUGUCGCUUUUGUGGCCAACGCCUUGGCCCUGAAAAAUGCAAUCUGUGGUCUACCCCAUUCCCUAAACGGAGAUGGCAGAAUAUCCUGUGAGGCCUAUAUACCCAGUUGGUCCUACGACGCCGAUCGAAACGAGUGCGUCAAAUUUAUCUACGGAGGCUGCGGAGGCAAUAACAAUAGAUUUAAUUCGAGGGAAAUCUGUGAAGACAAGUGUUUGCAAUAAAAUUACGUGAAUCAAAAAUUG
Molecule: messenger RNA, 325 nt
Organism: Drosophila melanogaster (fruit fly)
Lineage: Eukaryota; Metazoa; Arthropoda; Insecta; Diptera; Drosophilidae
Exons: 2
Coding region: 56-304 (82 amino acids)
Molecular function (GO): serine-type endopeptidase inhibitor activity; endopeptidase inhibitor activity
Source: RefSeq, marked reviewed